This is a messenger RNA of Gadus macrocephalus (Pacific cod), 3372 nucleotides long. RefSeq names its product synaptotagmin-10-like. The record is from RefSeq and is a predicted model, not a curated record. The transcript has 6 exons. Gene Ontology annotation, biological process: cellular response to calcium ion; regulation of calcium ion-dependent exocytosis; regulation of dopamine secretion. Gene Ontology annotation, cellular component: membrane. Lineage: Eukaryota; Metazoa; Chordata; Actinopteri; Gadiformes; Gadidae. Gene Ontology annotation, molecular function: clathrin binding; calcium ion binding; syntaxin binding. The coding region runs from base 1 to 621 and encodes 206 amino acids.
AUGAGUGGAGGAGUUCCGUUGCAUCAUCUCAUUGGAAUGAGCAAUGAGAGCAACUCCCACGUGGACGGGGGCCUUCUGCACGGGGCGAGGACUUCAAUACCGGAGCUCAGCGCAGGCAUCCCUGGGGAUGGUGUGGACCUGGGUGAGAUCAUGUUCUCUCUGUGCUACCUCCCCACCGCCGGCCGGAUGACCCUCACCGUCAUCAAGUGCAGGAACCUGAAAGCCAUGGACAUCACAGGCUCCUCGGACCCGUACGUGAAGGUCUCCCUGAUAUGCGACGGGCGGCGUCUGAAAAAGAGGAAGACCACGACGAAGAGGAGCACGCUGAACCCGGUGUACAACGAGGCCAUCAUCUUCGACAUCCCCCCCGAGAACGUUGAGCAGGUCAGCCUGUCCAUCACCGUGAUGGACUACGACAGGGUGGGUCACAACGAGGUGAUCGGUGUGUGCUACACCGGGCCGGACGCUCAGGGCCUGGGGCGGGACCACUGGACCGAGAUGUUGGCGUACCCCCGGAAACCCAUCACCCACUGGCACUCCCUGGGGGAGUGGCCUGGAAGAGCAGCGAGCUUCGAGAGUCAGGGCUCCUGUCCGUCGCCGAAGCCACCCUUGACCCCCUGAGCAGCACCCAGCGGGUGUCACAACAGGGUGUCACAAACGGGUGUCGUGGUCCUGCUGUCCGGGGGUUGAAUCUGCUGUCGCUCGGGGUUAUCAAGAGAAGAAGAACAUCGAAGAGACUCUGACGGACGACGCUCACUCUGUGGUGUUUCUGUGUCUGUAGGUCACGGUGGAGAUGUGUUUAAAACCGUACGCUACGCGGUACGUGCGUGACACCUGAAGUCUUCAAGGGCUCGACAGAACCGACUAUGCACCGUACUUAAUUGACACAAAUUGCGUCUCGUGAGUAAUUGCUCUGUGCUCGUUAGUCAUAUUCGACAUCGCUAUGGUCACUCUCCCCGACGCUUGAAAUUAUAAAUGCAGACGUACCUUCCAACUUUAAAAUCACACCACAUAUUUACCAAGCCGUCAUACUGACCAAAUCAUUGGAAGAACUAAUUAGGCAAUAUUAAAAUCAACUCACACGUUUCCAGGCAUCGCUGUACAGUCAUUGAAGCCGGUCCAUUUCCGUUUGAAACGAAACGAUAUAGACAUAUAUAUUUUUAUGUAAGAUUUAUUAUCGAAGGUUUUAUCCUUCAUAUUGUAGAGUGAGACAGACAGGAAGGUAUGGGAGACAGACAGGAAGACGUGAAGCAAAGGACCGCGGGCGGGAAUCGAACCCGGGGGGCUGCCGUGAGGACUGGGCCUCAACGGUACGCGCUCUCCUAACCCUAACCCUAACUGUAUAGAUCCUAACGUCUGACCUCAUUGGAUGGUUCUGUCGUUUCCACCGUGGAGAGGGACAGGUCAACAUGGAGUGUUUCCUCCGGCCCGUCCGUUAUGUAUGCAGUAUAUAUAUAUAGAUAUUAUACAUCCCUCCCCCACGGUCGUCGUUAACCUGUGGCCCGCAGGACGCCGCACAGCCGAGUCCAUCGCCCCCAGUGAGCCGGUAGCCCGCGCAUGUAGCAACGAGGGGGUCGUUGUCCUGGAGACGUCCACCGUCCGACAGACGGUGUCUGUCGGAACGUCUGGAAGAGCGGCGUCCAUGCCUAGAUAGAGAGAUACUGUCGAGAUAGAUGGAUGGAGAGAUGGAGAAUUGGUCCUUUUGAAAGCCCCCUCCAUACAGUCCAACCUGCUUUAUGUUUUCCCUUGGAGACAUUUGGAACACAGCCCGUCCCGUCGUGUUUCCUGAAGGUCUUGUGUCCACGGACGGUGUGUCCAAGUGGAACUGGAAUAUAGUGAGCUGAGAGCACCCGACGUAGGUGACUGAGCGAUGUGCUGCAGCUGAGGGACGAUCCCUGGGGUCUCACAGCCUGGAUCUACCACCAACGUCUCACCCUUGAAAGACAGGAGAGGUUUAGGGUUGAACCAACAGGGACGCCUGUUCCCAUUACUGGCUCUUCUCUAAAUCACUCAUUCCUGUUAGAGAAAACGGGAAUCCCUGACCUAUGAUGUCAAUGGUCAAACUUUCCCUCGAAUUUUCCACGGAAACAUACUUUUUCCAGCGCAUGCAUAUGAGGCAGUAUUCUCUAAUCGCAGCCAGUCGCGAUGGGUUCCAUUAAAAUAUAAAAACAUCUUCCAGAAGGGUUUGAGACAGCCUUAAUCUCUGCAUUGUGUUGGCAUUGAAAGGCUUGACCUUUAUCAGAGCCUGAGUACAGAAACAGCGCUGUCUGAUUUAUGAUUUCUCUUGAUUGCAGGAAUGCUCCCAGAGAUUAUUUAUGUUAUCGUCUGAUUUUUCCCAAAUGUAAUUUUCCGCUAUAUAGUAUUAUGCCGAACAACCCCCUGAAUGGAUAAUUGGAAAAAACUAACAAAUAUAUGCAUCUUCCUGUCAUAUAAUUCAUUCAUAAAUCGUAACCCUUCGUUACAAGGAUUUAGUGAUGAAAAUGAAUACUAAAGAUAGAGUGCAGUAGUUUAAUUGGACAACUUUUGGACCUGAUUGGAUAAGGUAACCUUGAAUAGACUUAAAAUGUUUAUAGGAAACAUGUCCUAGACACAGGGAAGCAAUCAACCAACACUUCAAGUUCAACAUUGUUUUUUACGUAGUAUCUAUAUAUUUUUACAUUACAUUGAGCCAUUUUUUAUUAUUUUCUGUUGAAAACAUUGCAUUGACAUUAACGCGUGAGUAAUAACGAACUAAUACAAUGCCAACAUACAAAAAGGCUAUGUACUGUUAUCGAACUUGCACAUGAUAAAUAUGAAGCUUUCUUUCCUGUGCACUGCCCUACAGUAACAGUAAAAUUUGACUUUUUUUACAUGUACCAUGCAUGUGCUCAAAAAGAAAUGUUCAAUGAGGGAGGGGAAAAUGUAAUUAAUGAAUAAAGUACAGUUAUCAGAAUUUCUAACUAACAUUGUGUUUACAUGUACAUAUUGUUGUCAAACGUUUGUACAUAAAAGUGAAAUAAAAACAAAGGUAACUGUAGACUUCUAUAUUGUUGUGCAAUUUACAUCGUUUAGUGAUAUUUUCUACGCCUUGUGCUUGUGUUUACGUCCAAUGAUGCACACUAUGUCAUACAUGUGAGGAACAAAUCAUAUUUGAGACGUUCAAGUGUACCUUAAGAACUUACUUUUGUUUUAAUUUUGCAUAUUGGUUGAGUUUACAAUUGAUCAAAAAAUAAUUCCAGCCGAUAAUUCGAUAUUCGACAUGCACCGCAGGUACACGGUGUACAGUUUGUGAUAACUUUUUGUAUAAUUCCAUAAGAAACUUCAAAUAUAAUGCAUUGUAACUGUUACCUAUGUAUUUUGACUAACAAAAAUAAAGAAAUAUACCAGAAUCAA